AUGCCCGGUCAAUUCUCCUUCUGGUCAGCUUUCACCGCUCAAUCCUACCCCGACGAGCCUAGCCUCAUGGAAGAGCUCGAAGUCAAUCUUCCGCAUAUCUGGUCCAAGAGCAUGACCGUCCUCAACCCUUUGCAUCGCUAUAGCCCAAAUCACCAGAGAGACGCUCACAUGAUGGAUGACACGGACCUGGCUGGGCCACUCUUGUUCUGCUUCGUCUUUGGCAUCUUGCUCUUCUUGGCCGGCAAGAGCCACUUUGGUUACAUCUACGGCGUGGCACUGCUGGGCAGUCUGAGCAUCUAUUUCUUGCUCAACGCCAUGAGCGACGAUGGUAUCGAUGCAUAUCGGGUUAUGAGCGUGCUGGGGUACUGUCUACUGCCCCUUUGUGGAUUGGCGAGUCUUGGGGUGCUGGCUAAGGCCGUGGGAGGCUCGUCAUUUCUCCCGCUGGUCACGCCCUUCUUUAUAUUCUGGUCAUCUUACUCGUCAAGCGGCAUCUUCGCGUCUGUUCUACAACUGAACGAGCAGCGCCUCCUUGUCGGGUACCCGCUCAUGCUGCUGUAUACAGCCUUCGCAGUCAUUGGCGUCUUUGGAGAGGAUGCGGUCAAGGCAGUGGGAGCAGCAAAGUAG
Jaminaea rosea is the source of this 624-nucleotide messenger RNA. Its product is annotated as Yip1-domain-containing protein. The transcript has 2 exons. Gene Ontology annotation, cellular component: membrane; trans-Golgi network. Gene Ontology annotation, biological process: vesicle fusion with Golgi apparatus; endoplasmic reticulum to Golgi vesicle-mediated transport. The record is from RefSeq and is a predicted model, not a curated record. Lineage: Eukaryota; Fungi; Basidiomycota; Exobasidiomycetes; Microstromatales. Bases 1 to 624 code for a protein of 207 amino acids.